Molecule: messenger RNA, 1511 nt
Organism: Arabidopsis thaliana (thale cress)
Lineage: Eukaryota; Viridiplantae; Streptophyta; Magnoliopsida; Brassicales; Brassicaceae
Gene: C2
Product: Calcium-dependent lipid-binding (CaLB domain) family protein
Exons: 4
Coding region: 279-812 (177 amino acids)
Biological process (GO): positive regulation of abscisic acid-activated signaling pathway
Cellular component (GO): nucleus; cytosol; plasma membrane
Source: RefSeq, marked reviewed
AGCGUCAAAAAUAAGGUCAUGUCUUUAACUAUCUUGUCUUUAUCAUUUUCUUUUCUCGCACGUUAUCUCCUCCCCACGACUCAAAAAAAAUAAACAGAAAAAAAGAGGAGUAGAAACCAAAGAGACCUGCCCUAAUAUUUAGCGAUGAUAGUUUGAACGGAACGAAAUCUGACGAAAGAAACUAAAGAGACCUUUGAAUUAUCUUCACGGCGUUAACAAAAAAAAAGGGUUGUAGAAAGUGAGUAAGGAAGAAAUAAUCAGGAACAUUAAUAAAGGAAAUGACAACGGCGUGUCCGGCGAGGACAAGCUCACUAAUGGACGAUCUCUUGGGCCUCCUUAGAAUCCGUAUCAAACGUGGCGUCAAUUUAGCCGUCCGUGACAUCAGUAGCAGCGAUCCUUACGUCGUCGUCAAGAUGGGCAAACAGAAAUUGAAGACUCGUGUCAUUAACAAAGAUGUUAAUCCAGAAUGGAAUGAAGAUUUGACUCUCUCCGUCACAGACUCCAAUCUUACCGUCCUCUUGACGGUGUAUGAUCACGACAUGUUUAGCAAAGACGACAAGAUGGGCGAUGCUGAGUUCGAGAUAAAGCCCUAUAUUGAGGCUUUGAGGAUGCAACUCGAUGGACUUCCUAGUGGAACCAUUGUGACCACGGUUAAGCCAAGUCGUCGUAACUGUCUAGCCGAGGAGUCACGUGUCACCUGGGUCGACGGCAAGCUCGUCCAGGAUCUCGUUCUCAGAUUGCGACAUGUGGAAUGCGGAGAGGUCGAGGCUCAGCUUCAAUGGAUUGACCUCCCUGGCUCCAAGGGUCUAUGAAUCUUUUUUCUUUUCUUAUUUACCGUUACUUUGAGUUGUUUUCUUUCAAAUUGAACUAAACCAAGUAACAGCAUGGAAAAAAACAAGUAAUUUCAAUCUUGAAGGAUAUAGUGAACUAGAAACACGUAUUAAUCCAUGGAAAUAUAAGGAUUAAGAACGUUGAGGGAAGUUUUGUUCCCAUAUGGUGAUCGAGUCCAAGUCGAGUCGUGGUGGUGGAUAUGUAAAUGUGGUGUAUUGUUGAUGUGUAUGUAUAUUUGGGCUAGCUAUGCCUUAAAUAAGGCAUUUACACGAACAACUAAUACAGAUAUUUUAUUUAUUUAAUUAUCGUUCCAUAUACUUAUGAAUGGUAGAUUGUUUUAACACAUGUGAUGUACUAAUGUUUAUAGGUAAAAAGUGAAAAAAAGACCAGCAUAUUACCAUUUACCAUCGACAUCGAUAGGCCUUUUUUAAACCAUUGACAUUGGAGGUUUUAUGUGUACGUUACUGAAGCACAACUUAUGUAAUUUUUGUGAACAAGAUUUACUUGUACAUUAGCGCUAAUUAAGGUCAUAAAGAAUAAUGAUGAAGAAAGAAUAAAAUAUCGAAGGGAAAAAGCCAGAAGCCACAAAAGGGAUGGUAGGUGAAGAGAAUCCAGAUGUACACUAAUGAGUGAAGCACCAUGGUUUUAUAACGACAAAACACGUGAGCCAUAAUUGUCCU